AUGGAUCAUUAUGCCGAAUGCCUGAAAUCCUUAGGACAACCUGGUGCCACCAAUUCCAAAUCCAGGAGACGAAGAACUGCCUUCACCAGCGAACAACUUUUGGAAUUGGAACGAGAGUUUCAUGCCAAAAAAUAUUUGUCCCUUACCGAAAGAGGACAGAUCGCCACUGCUUUAAGAUUGAGCGAAGUACAGGUGAAGAUUUGGUUCCAAAAUCGUCGUGCCAAAUGGAAACGUGUCAAAGCCGGUUUGGGUGCUACAAAACAUCAUUUGGACAAUUCUGGAAGCCACAAUCGCCAACCUGUGGUUCUACAGCUGGUGGUAUCCAAGAAUCUACAAAUAGUGCAAAUACCGUCGUCCUAAAAUUGUGUGGUACCAAUUCCUGUACACGUCAACAGAUUUGCAGUGCGUUCAAGACAUCAGCAAAUGGAAAAAAGCCAGCAAGGUCUUCUUUUAACCAAACGAGAAUCCACUUUAGGUAUAAAUUAUUCAAGGACACCAUGUGACCCAAUACCAGGCAAACUAGGUCUUUUGAUACCGCCUCCAAGUUUAGGAGUUACCACGAAAUCUGAUAUGUUGACCGAGGAUUUGAGUUUGCGGAGACGAAAUUUGGUGAACGAAGGUAAUUUUUUGUUAAGACCUGCUGGCAGGAGGGAAGAUUUAACUGCCAGGAGGAAAAGUGAAAAUAGUGGGUUUAUGGCUAUUGAUAGAAGUAAGGCGGUUCAGGAUUGA
Molecule: messenger RNA, 729 nt
Organism: Ctenocephalides felis (cat flea)
Lineage: Eukaryota; Metazoa; Arthropoda; Insecta; Siphonaptera; Pulicidae
Product: ventral anterior homeobox 2-like
Exons: 4
Biological process (GO): regulation of nervous system development; regulation of transcription by RNA polymerase II
Cellular component (GO): nucleus
Molecular function (GO): DNA-binding transcription factor activity, RNA polymerase II-specific; RNA polymerase II transcription regulatory region sequence-specific DNA binding
Source: RefSeq, a predicted model, not a curated record